Molecule: messenger RNA, 5101 nt
Organism: Doryrhamphus excisus (bluestripe pipefish)
Lineage: Eukaryota; Metazoa; Chordata; Actinopteri; Syngnathiformes; Syngnathidae
Gene: atosa
Product: atos homolog A
Source: RefSeq, a predicted model, not a curated record
UGACCAAUCAGCUUGCAGAAAGCAGCCACGUCUUUGUUACUGUAGUUCUUGCAAACGUCAGAGGAAAAAGGCGUUAAAUACGCUAUGGUACUUAUAUUUUAAGUUUUGGACAGUUUCGUUGUUAUGGCUGUGAGUCUGUGGUGAUUUUUUUUUACGAGUGACGAUCAUAGGGAGGGUUGUUGUUGGGACACGUGACAAGAGCUGUUUUGACAAGCCGUGGGGAGGAGGAAGAGCCCACGGAGGAGUGAUGAUGAUGGUGGCGUUGGUGGUGAGGAGGAGUGGAAGAAGAAGGAGGAGGAGGAGGGUCAGACUGUAAGCAUCACGACGAGGAAGAUUCACAGUUUCUUUCAUCGGACUUUACAUCCAAAGAAUUCCGCUUACUCUUUUAUCUGUCGCUCGUUUGGCGUUUCAAGUUAGCUCUCGUGUGCCAGCGGACGUUAGCUUUGUUUUUUGAGUGCGUGUCAAGUCGAGCUGCUGUGCUUGUCGUGUUGGGAGGAGAAAAGUUGUAAUGACAACAUGACAAAAGAAGGCAACACUUGUUAACUCAAUGGCGACGACCAGAGUGUCUCCGACAGCUCGAUAAGGCGACAACACAGCCGUUUGUUUGGCGAGCUACUGCUAGCUAGUCAUUGUUUGUGUUGUCAACACAGCUGACUCGCAUGUAUGUAAGCAUGCAUGUAUGUAAAGCGACGUAAAUAUGGCUCCGGUGGUUUAAUAUGGGCUCCCUUGUGUAUUAUAGCCAUCUUGCUAGUUGAAUUUAGUCGUGCUUCAUAAAGCAGUCAUCGCCUUCUCAGGUGUCUUUAUUUUUUUGAACAACCCACUGCGAUGUAAUCGUACAGUAGUAGCAUGCUAACAAAGCAACGCUUUGUUGCGGGAUAGGGGCAGCCAAGGGCUGCACCGCACUUCAUAGCUAAUAAUAAAAGCAGGUUCGGGCUCUAAAAAGGGCUCCUCCACUGUUUGCUGUUGAAGACAAGAAGCAAGCGAGAUAUCCCCUGAUGACACUGGACAACAUGAAGGCCGAGCGAGAUGCCACAGAGGAGUUUUUCGAGUAUGAUGCGGAGGAGUUCCUGGUGUUCCUGACUCUGCUCAUUACAGAGGGACGGACGCCGGAAUAUUCUGUGAAGGGCAGGACUGAGGGGCUGCAUUGUCCGCCAGCCCAGUCGGCCAUGCCGCCUCUUCACAAGCAUGACUGCAGCGAUAAACUGCCCCAGUGUCGGCAGGCGCGGCGAACCCGUUCGGAGGUGAUCCUUCUUUGGAGGAACAGCAUCCCCAUCAUGAUCGAGGUCAUGCUCCUGCCAGACUGUUGCUAUGGCGACGAGUGCCCACCCAGCGACCCCAUCAGCGACCCGGUCAUCAAACAGGACGCGCUGCUGCUGGAGAGAUGGACUUUACAGCCUGUUCCGAGACAAAGCGGUGAUCGUUUCAUUGAGGAGAAGACGCUGCUGUUGGCCAUUCGCUCGUACGUUUUCUUCUCGCAGCUCAGCGCCUGGCUCAGUGCCUCCCAUGGCAUCGUCCCCAGAAACAUCCUGUACAGAAUCAGCGCUGCAGAUGAUGAUUUGGUAUGGCAGUUCUCCCAGCCGCCGUCCGAACACAUUUUCCCCGUCCCCAAUGUGUCCCACAGUGUUGCGUUGCAAGUCCGUGUGCAGUCUCUGCCUCGCCAGCCUACUUAUCCCACUUUGGCCUGCAGCAUUCACACCGGCCUGCCCCCGCUCUAUAGCAAGACCCCCACCCUCAACCCGAACCUCAACAGCCAUGGUGGCCUGACCACCCUCCGAAAGAGCCAGGAACCCAGCAAGGAGAAUCUCCUUCACAGCUCCAAUAUGUACAGCAAAAGCUCCACCUCCAUGUCGGGGCUCCUCCUUAACGGAAUGCCUAUUCCAAAUCUUCCCAUUAACAAUAUUCCCAUAAACAGCCUUCCACACACCGCUGCCCCACUCCCCUACAUUAAGAAGACCCAAGAACCUGCUGAGAGCCGCGCUUACCAGAACGGAGAGCUCCCGCAGGUCAACAUCCCUCAAAGUCAGGACUCCCCACUGUUCCACAGAUCCUCCCACUCACCCACACCCUCCCGCUCCCAUUCCCCCUCCCCGCUCACCGGGAGCAAGCCCGGUAAGUGGCUGUACUCGUCCCUCAAUGGCUCAUCCGACCCCCCGCCGUUAGAGGAUUACAGCAGCAACAGCAGUGAGAGGUCAAAGGCGGCCAUCCCUGAGCCGCUCCGAGCUUUUAAGAAUUUCUCAUUGGCCGAGCCGCCCCGCUGCCCCUCCCCGAGACCCUCGGCAAGUGAGACAAACCCCCUCAUUGGCUCGCUGUUACAGGAGAGACAGGAAGUUAUAGCCCGCAUCGCACAGAGGCUCAACUUUUGCGACCCCACAGCACCGCCACUCCCCCCGGCGCUUUUUGCCUCGGAUACCCCCCCCAAAGCCACGUGGAGCAGUAACAAUGACGACAUAGCUGCCAGUAAGACCAAAGAGCCAGAGGUACCGCCCUAUGAGUCUGUGGGACAUGCUUGGUCCACGACUUUCCACACCCCCUUGACCACCGCGUCUUUCCACAAACGGGAGACAUCGUCUCCAAAACCCGCAGCCUGCAGGAAGCUGAAGCUCACCGAGAAAAGAGAACGACAAGAAGGGAGCUUGGAGAGAGAGAAGGAUGGCGAGAAGGAGCGAGACAGCUCCCUCAUCGCCCAGGCGGUGCAUGACAUCACUAGACUGAUCCAGGAGAGACUGUCCGUCCCUUCGCUGUCGCCCAGCCACAGCAGGAGCGGCAGCCCUCUGCACCACACACACACGACAACGGUCACGCACACCAUACGCACAUACUCAAACCCUGCACACGCAUCACACGCCGCCAAUGAAGGCUACACCAAUGGCCACAGCCACGAACUUAACAGGGGCCCGCACGUCACCGCCGCUUCAGACACGCCCAUUUGCACAAACCAGCCCCGAGUCGACACGGGGAUUGAUUGCCAUUCACCCCGAGCCCAAAACGGCGCUCACUUUACACUUGAAGAACCUUUAUUCAAAGGCCAGUCACACGGCCAGGCUGGUCCACGUUUACAAACUCUCACGCCGGAAAAGCUCACUGUCCACUCAACCAGCAGACGUUACGUCCCUACGCUGGAGAACAGGAGCGUCCAGCCCGCCGGUCGUAACGCCAUUAUGAACUGUCACACAAUCCAAAACCACAGCAAGCCUCAGUCACCAUCACGGGCUGACGCUUCAGCGCAGGACGAGAACCACACACCUCGAUUGUCUCCAGACCUGACUCCCCUUCCGACUGUUCUGCGAACUCACAGCCCUGCCCCCUUGCGGCCUUGUAACGGCUGGAGGAAGCAGAAUCGCCACUCCUUGGAUGCCACGGCCACCAAGGCCUUCCACCCCUGCACUGGCCUGCCUCUGCUUUCCAGCCCGGUUCCUCAGAGGAAAAACCAAACUGGCUAUUUUGACCUGGAUACCUCCUUGGUUGGCUGUAAGGGUUUACCUUGGGCCUCUGGGAAAAGGGUGUGCCCGAAGGGAGAAGAGGAGGACUCGCAUCAGCUGUUCAGCGCGAGUGCUCCACCUGCCAGUCUCAGUCUGCUGGGGAACUUUGAGGAGUGCGUGUUGAACUACCGCCUGGAGCCUUUAGGGACGGUGGAGGGUUUCACGGCUGAAGUAGGAGCCAGCGGAUCUUUCUGCCCUAGUCACCUGACCUUACCCGUGGAUGUGUCCUUCUACAGCGUCUCUGAUGACAACGCCCCCUCACCUUACAUGGGUGUCAUAAACCUGGAGUCCCUGGGGAAAAGGGGCUACCGAGUACCUCCAUCAGGAACCAUUCAAGUGACCUUAUUCAACCCGAACAAGACGGUGGUAAAGAUGUUUGUGGUGAUGUACGACCUGCGAGCCAUGCCAGCUGGACACCAGACCUUCCUACGCCAGAGGACGUUCUCCGUCCCCGUCAGGCGGGACGGGAACCAUCAGAUCAGCAGGAAGCCCCUCAUGCUGGGGCAGGCACGCACUUUGCGCUACCUCGUUCAUCUGAGGUUCCAGAGCUCCAAGUCUGGGAAGAUCUACCUCCACAGGGACAUCCGUCUGCUGUUUUCUAGGAAGUCCAUGGAGGUGGACAGCGGUGCUGCCUACGAGCUCCAGUCCUUCACAGAGUCCCCCAUUGACCCGCCAUUCUCUCCCCGCUGCUGACGCCCGACAAACUCCCCCCACCCUUUUCUCCACCUGAUCAGCCACGAGUCAUUGUGUCAGUUUGUGUGACUUGUAUAGGAAGACGGAUUGAAGGACAGCAGAUUGACGGCGUGGGAGGCUUGUUUGUUUGAAAAUAACAUGCAUGAACUUUGAUGUAAGAGGGUCACUCACUCACUGUUGAAGUGAACUCCUAGUAGGGAAAAAAAAUGGCCUUACAUGAUUUGAUGAGCGAAUCCUCCAGCGUCUGGCAGGAGAGUAGAGACCAAUGAUUGUCCAAAUGAAUAGUUCACUUCUGCACACUUGGUUUCCCAAAUCAGAAUGUCAAAUCGGACCUCAUAAUGAAUAAGUGUUCAAUCUCAAUUUCUCAACUAAUUCAAAUUCACGAUAAAACAAAAAGUUUUACAUUGUUGCUUUGACGGUAAAUUAUCCCUGAUUUGGACUUGAUGAUUCUCAAUGCGUCUGGAAGAGGACAGUAAGUGGAGUGCCGCCCCAUCAUUGUCAUCCCUCCCUCAAAGGACACCUGAAGUCGACCAUGCAAUCGCACUGAAUUCAAGUGAACUCAUCACAGCAGAAAAAAAAAAACAUCAGAAAUGCACUGUGGAUUACUUUUUUCUUUCCUCCUCAAAACUGGAAAAAAUAAUAGUAAUAUUCUAUACAUUUUUGUACUGUUACAAAGAAAACCACUUUAUUGGAAGUGUUGCAAUAGAAAGAUGUAACCUUUUAGUUUUUAGUGUUUACACAUUCACUUUUCCAUUGACCUAACCAUUCUGUUUUAUUUAAUAUUUAAAUUAAUAUUUCAGUUACUGUUUGUGAUGUCUCAUGCUAAGAUGAUUUAGUGUAAACUGUAUAUCAUAGUAUUUUUGACAUUAAUAUUCAAAUCUGAGGGAAACAAAUUAUAUCUAUAUCUUCUAAAGCAAUCUUUAAACCUG